Molecule: messenger RNA, 632 nt
Organism: Aspergillus glaucus CBS 516.65
Lineage: Eukaryota; Fungi; Ascomycota; Eurotiomycetes; Eurotiales; Aspergillaceae
Exons: 1
Coding region: 28-582 (184 amino acids)
Biological process (GO): protein phosphorylation
Molecular function (GO): protein kinase activity; ATP binding
Source: RefSeq, a predicted model, not a curated record
GCAGAAUGCUAAUUCAGUCCAUAUGUUAUGGAUUUCAUUGACGGUAGAUCAGUUGAGGCAUGCUGGGAUGAAUUGAAUCAGACAGAGCGUGUGGAUGUUGUCUCCCAAGUUGCUUCAAUGAUCACUACUCUGCAGUCUAUUCCGCUACCCCAGCAGUCACCUGGCCCAGUGGGCUGUGAAAGCUGCUCGGCCCGUGGCUUCUGGUUCACUGACAUGGGAACGGGUCCAUUUCGCUCAACGGAGGAACUAGAGGCUUGGUUCAAUCGCCGGCUCACCAUCUCCAAACAAUUCAACCAGGCACCAGAUGAUGUUCCGCCAUUUCAAUUUGACAGGCUGGUUCUCACACACCAGGAUAUUGCGCCCCGUAACUUGAUUUUGGGUCUUGAUGGCACAGUUCAUCUGAUUGACUGGGGUGAUGCUGGGGUAUAUCCCGAGGGGCUAGAGUUUGCGUCACUCAAGACACGAAGCUACACCGCGCCCGAGUUCACUGAUAUGUUACUUGAAAAGGUUACUCAGUAUGAAGAAUUGGCGCAGCAAAUGGAAUGGAUUAUGUUUGCUUUGACUACUGGGCAAUAUCUUUAGGAAAAUGGAGGUCUAGCGAAUAUUUUACUUGACGAAUAUGAUUUAACUUG